Messenger RNA from Cercospora beticola, 2351 nucleotides. The record is from RefSeq and is a predicted model, not a curated record. NCBI's taxonomy places the organism in Eukaryota, Fungi, Ascomycota, Dothideomycetes, Mycosphaerellales, Mycosphaerellaceae.
AACUUGAGCUCUUUUCAAGAAAGCCCGACUCUCUCUCCUCCACUCGUCUUCGACUCACCACCGCAACGAUGCCUUACAACAAGACAGACGAGCUUGCCAUCAACACCAUCCGGUAUGUGUCCGUCGAUGCCACGUUCGCCGCCAACUCGGGCCACCCGGGCGCGCCCAUGGGCAUGGCCCCAGUGGCCCAUGUGCUGUUCAACAAAUUCAUGACCUUCAACCCAAAGAACCCCAAGUGGCUGAACCGCGACCGCUUCGUGCUCUCCAACGGCCACGGAUGCAUGCUGCAGUAUGCUUUGCUGCACCUCUUCGGCUACGAUGUCACCAUCGACGACCUGAAGGCUUUCCGCCAGGUCGGCAGCAAGACGCCUGGCCACCCAGAGUCCACCGACACACCCGGCAUUGAGGUGACAACUGGUCCUCUCGGACAAGGAUUCACCAACGCUGUUGGUCUUGCCAUUGGCCAGGCUCACACCGCCGCCGUCUUCAACAAGCCCGGAUACGAGCUUGUCAACAACUACACCUACACCUUCUUCGGCGAUGGAUGUGCCAUGGAGGGCAUUGCCAGCGAGGCCGCCUCCACUGCUGGUCACUUGCAGCUCGGCAAUCUGAUUGCCAUUUACGACGACAACCAUAUCUCCAUUGAUGGUGAUACCAAGUGCGCCUUCACCGAAGAUGUCACCAAGCGAUUCGAAUCCUACGGCUGGCACGUGCAGUGGGUCAAGGACGGCGACAAUGACCUCGAAGGCAUUGAGGCUGCCAUCAAGAAGGCCAAGGAGGUCAAGGACAAGCCAUCCAUGAUCCGAUUGACCACCACCAUCGGCUUCGGCUCCGUGCUCCAGGGAACUGGCGGUGUGCACGGAAACCCGUUGAAGGAGGAUGACUGCAAGCAGGUCAAGGAGAAGUUCGGUUUCGACCCAAGCAAGAGCUUCGCUGUCCCACAAGAGGUGUAUGAUGCAUACCACAAGCACGCCGCUGAGGGCGCUGCUGCUGAGCAGGAGUGGAACCAGCUGCUCGAGAAGUACUCCAACGAGCACAAGGAGCUGGCCGCUGACCUCAAGCGUCGUUUGACUGGCAAGCUCCCAGACGGCUGGCAGAACAAGCUCCCAGUAUACAAGCCUUCGGACAAGGCUGUCGCCUCGCGAAAGUUGUCCGAGUCCGUCCUCGAGGCCAUUUACGAGGCUGUACCAGAGCUUCUCUCUGGUUCCGCAGAUCUGACUGGAUCCAACAACACCCGCUGGAAGAGCGCCGUCGACUUCCAGCCCCCAAGCCUGGGCAUUGGUGACUAUAGCGGUCGCUACCUCCGCUAUGGUGUGCGCGAGCACGCUAUGGCUGGUAUCAUGAACGGUCUCGCGGCCUAUGGUACUCUCAUUCCAGCUGGUGGCACUUUCCUCAACUUCGUUUCAUACGCUGCUGGAUCUGUUCGUCUCUCUGCCCUGUCUCACCACCGAGUGAUCUACAUCGCCACACACGACUCCAUUGGUCUGGGAGAGGACGGCCCAACUCACCAGCCUAUUGAGACGCUUGCUCACUUCCGCGCUCUGCCAAACAUGAUGGUCUGGCGUCCAGCUGACGGAAACGAGACUUCUGCUGCAUACUACGUCGCCCUCACUUCGGAGAAGACCCCAUCCAUCCUCGCACUCACCCGCCAGAACCUGCCACAGCUCGAGGGUUCAACUAUCGAGAACGGCAUCAAGGGUGGUUACGUUGCAGUCGAGGCAGAGGGCGCUCAAAUCACUCUCGUGUCUACUGGUUCCGAGGUGUCUCUCUGUUUGGAGGCCGCCAAGUACCUGAAGGACAACAAGGGCGUCACUGCUCGUGUUGUCUCGAUGCCUUGCAUGGAAGUCUUCGACGCACAGCCAAAGGACUACAAGCUCAAGGUCAUUCCAGACGGCAUCCCAUCUCUUUCCGUCGAGGUCAUGAGCACUCUUGGCUGGGAGAAGUACUCGCACGAGCAAUUCGGUCUCAACCGAUUCGGUGCUUCCGGUCCUUACAAGGAGGUUUACGCCAAGUUUGAGUUCACUCCAGAGGGCAUUGCCAAGCGUGCUGUCGCCACCAUUGACUUCUACAAGGAAGUCAAGCCUCUCCGAUCUCCAUUGAACCGUGCUUUCCAGCAGCUCAUCUAGAUGCUUCACAAGAGCGAUGUAAGAGUUUGCGCUACCAUUAUGGGAAUGGCUAGCAGGAAGCGGAAUGCGUUUGACGAUUCGGGCUCGACGAGGAUAAAUGAAUAUACCUCUGUAGAUGAAAAUGUGUUAUGAUCUGAUGAAGAACUGUCUUAUUUCUGAUGAUUUCUACCGCACUUACUCGCAAGUGUGAUCUCGACGGUGCCAGCAGUUCCUGCAGCGUCCAGC